UUUACAUUUCCGGCCUGAUUUUAAAAUAAUCGUGUCAUGAAUAUUGUAGUCAUCUUUUUGGCAAUCUCCUUACCAAGUGUAGUUAUCGGGAAUAAAGAGCAUGUAUCCUUGAUUUUCGUGGGAGAUAUUUAUUUCGCUGGCCCGGUCAAAUAUUACGUGGAGCGUAAGCGUUACACAUACAAUGACUCUUUCAAUGAAGUGGCUCCAUAUAUCAGAGAUGCUGAUAUAUCUGUGUGUAAUUUGGAAUCUCCAUUCGUCAACGGAGAUGUUUAUACCCACAUGUUCAGAGGUGAAAAGACAGUUUUACUCAGUGCUAACAAGGAUGCUGCAUCAUCGCUGAGUUUUGCAGGAUUUAAUGCUGUAACUCUCGCCAAUAAUCAUUUAAACGAUUUUGGAGCCGAAGGAGCCAAUUUUACUGCGGAAGUACUUAAAGAGACAGGAAUACCAUACUUUGGGAUAAGUUUUGGCGACUAUCUUUCCUCUCAGGAACCACUCAUUAUGAAAAGGAAAGGAAUCACUUUUGGAUUUCUCGGUUACUGCGACAUGCGAUCGCCUCUUAAGAAUUGCUCUCAAAUGAGAAUGUUGUUUACUUCUGGUCCUGCCAUUUAUCGAGAUGACGUUGCCACAAGGGACGUUAACAAGUUAAAGGCUAAAGUUGACAUCAUAGUUGUAUUCAUGCAUUAUGGAAUGGAAACGGGAUUAAGACCACUCCCCUACCAGAUUGAUAUCAACAAACACCUGCUGUCUCUCGGCGUGGAUAUAAUCAUUGGAGCCCAUCCGCACGUGGUACAGGGACAUUGUGUCAAACAUAACAAGCUUAUUGAAGACAGCUUGGGGAAUUUCCUAUUUCAUCCGUGUCCUUAUAGACGGGGAAGCAAUCCAAUUGUGUAUGGAGGUUUUGGCAAAAAGCCGAGUGAAGUUGAUAUUGAGUCCUACGAGCAUUACGCCUUUGGAAAUAGCAACGACUUAAGAAUUUCCCGGAUGCUCAAAGUCAACGUUUCAAGGAAAGGUGUGGUUAAUGCAAAGUAUUUGCCUCUUAGAAUCAAAUUUAAUCACAAAACCAAAAGACUUCACCCUGAGCCUGAAAAGAAUGCUCAAUGGAUUGAAGUCUGUGGAGCUGAGGACGAUAAAUGCCAAUGUCGCAACGAGAUCAUUGCGACCAGAAAAGUAGCUAGCAAGCGCCUUAUAUAUAAUUAGUUAAUUACUCAUAGGGUUAUAUUUCUUCCCUAUGAAAGGAGAGAGGUUGCAUUGUCAAGGUCGAUGACAAAGAACAUAGAGAAUUUAACUAUACUUUAUUGCAUAAAAUGUGGUGUUUUACAAGGUGUUUAACGAGGACUUAGAAAAAACCAUUAUUGUAAAAUAGCUCUAAUUAUUUACGCGUGUUUGAUAUAGCUAGUAAACUGCCGACACUU
Messenger RNA from Pocillopora verrucosa, 1412 nucleotides. RefSeq names its product capsule biosynthesis protein CapA-like. The record is from RefSeq and is a predicted model, not a curated record. Lineage: Eukaryota; Metazoa; Cnidaria; Anthozoa; Scleractinia; Pocilloporidae.